Ooceraea biroi (clonal raider ant) is the source of this 5391-nucleotide messenger RNA. RefSeq lists its product as uncharacterized. NCBI's taxonomy places the organism in Eukaryota, Metazoa, Arthropoda, Insecta, Hymenoptera, Formicidae. The record is from RefSeq and is a predicted model, not a curated record.
AAAAUGAGCUUAUAUUAAACAAAAUUGAAUUAAACUUAGGGAUUACUUUAUUAAACAUUGACUUACUUAAAUUUCCGUUACGUUAAAUAUUCUAUUAAAUAUGUCCUUCUGGGAAUAUAUUUGAAACAUUUUCAUCAAAUGUCAUGAAUAUAUCGGAAAUGUUUUUAGAAUUACAUCAAAACUUUAUUUGCUGGAUACAUAUCCGACAAAUCAUGAGAUAAAUUUUGUGAAUUUUACGCAAAAGAUGUUACGGAUGAAUUUGAUGUUAAACAAUAAUAAAAUCCUUCUUUACCCGCAUUUCUUUUGGAUUUUUGCGGCGCAAAUUGAUCACUUCUCACUUAAAUAAUCGCUAAGCAUGCAAAUAUCAUUAGGAGAUAUCAAUUUAUUCGUCAAAUGUAUUAUAAAAAAAUUGCACACACAGGAUGCAAAAUCAUGCAAAAAUAAGAGACACCUAACGAAAAAUUUGUCUGUAAUGAUACAAAUGUUACUUGAUAAUAUUUACCUUCUCUUUGGUAUUAUUCGAACACGAGCCAUUUCGAACCAGCUAUACGCAAUGAGACAUUUGGAAUACUGUACGCCGAAUUUGUCCUUGCUUUUCAUAAUAACGGGGACUGUUUCCAUUGACUUUUAAUAACAAGUUUACGUCGCGCCGAGACGUGAUGAGCCGUUCAGGGAACACCGCCGUCCCGAUGUAUAUUUUCAUCGACAUUUAAUCCGGAAAAAGGUAUCGAUCGUAAGAAACGUGGAGGUAACUUUAAAUUGCGUUAGAUUACCGUUGAAGAAAUUACUUACUCUAAUCGGAUCUAUAUAACUAAUCGGAUUUAUCGUAAUCGAGUGACGCGUGAGCUUCGGACUUUAAAUGCUGGGGAGAAAAAUUCUUUCUUGCGACAUCCCAACAAAAGCGUUGCAGACAGAACAGAAACUGAGGAAUUAAGGGUAUUUGAGUCAAGUAAACUCGGAUAAAGUGUCUUUAUUCAGGACGAGCUUUUCUCGAAUAUUUUGGAGAAACAUCUUGCAAUCUUUCAAAAUAUUUUGGCAUAAAUUAUGCAUAAAAUAUGCAUAUAUUGCUACUAAUAAUGUGUAGUAACAACACGGUAUAAAAAUAACGGAAUUAACGAUACACUAUCGAUUAUAUAUUGCGCAACAUUUUUUUACAAAUUCUCUACAACUUCAAAUCAAGCACCGAACAUCUUGUGCUUGAUAUCUCCAUCAUUCACAUCCACUCGAAACCCAAAUUUUCAAGUAUAAUUUUUCUCUCUAUCGCAAACACAGUUAUGGCGAAAAUAGCAUAAUGCGUUGAUGACGAGGGAGGAUAAGCGGCGCCGACCACUGCAGCUAAAAUCUGAAUUCGCGAAAGCAAAUCAAUGAUUUAACCUGUGAUACCAAUGAUUAAUCUACCCUGCAACGCACCCUCGAUGUCACAAGUCACGCCAUGUCAGAACGUACCUGUGCAGACGAGUCAGUAUAAUUUUCCGACAUGUCAACAACGGCAGACUAGCACCCAGCAGAUGCAAACUGCAGCGUGCGGCCCCGGAGUUUCUCAAGGUACGAAGUCGGUUCCGGAUACUUGCGUCGUAACGCACCAGUAUACACCGGGUACGUCACAGCCGAUAGCAAACCCGUGCCACCCCGUCUUCCAGGGCAUCCCGUGCAACCCCGCGCCGGCUCACCCCAGCUGCGGUCAACUGCCGCAAAACGUUUUAGAUCAGAUUCGUGCGUGCGUCAGCAACGCUGCGCCCAUCUUCAUUCUGCCCGGUGGUUGUCAGCAAUCGUCUCAGCAGCAGCAACCACCCGCGUCCAUGCUCGUUUCGCCACAGGCGAUGGCUCCACCCGCACCUCCGACGACGGCGUAUCCACCGAGCGGAUUAACUUACCCCGCUGCUUGUUACCCGCCACCGCCGUCGUUUUAUCCGUAUCCCGUACCUCUGCCGUUCUGCGAUUCCUUCAUCCGCCGAGGGACAGCGCGGGAGGAUUGCGGAUGCUGCCGGAAACGAGACGUCGAGCCGCCGGAGAUGAGGAGCAUCGUGCGUGCCGGCUGUUACGACGCCGAGAUGGUAGACGGCCAUCGUUGCACACCCACCACCGACGACACCAUCUGCUCGAAGAGAAGCUGCCCGUCCUCGUUGCACCUGCAGGCGCUGGCGUCCCAGUUCCUGUCGAUGCAGGGUAUCAUAUCAUGUGCCGCUACGCGGCUGGUACUCCGUAAAGUGCCCGGAUCGAACGUGACCACCACCAUGGAGGACACGAUGGCGAAAGCACAGAAGGCGAUGAGUGCCUUGACGAAGGAUCAGCUGCUGACCGAGUCGAGGAACGCGCAGCAGGUGAACGCGCUGAUCAACUUACACAUGACGGCCAACCCGCCGCCCAACAUCAUCCCUAUCCUUACGCUGGUGCAGCUGAAGAUAAAUCUGCUGAAGGCGCAGGUCGAGGGACUCGUCAACCAGAAGUUAAUGGAGAUACAGGGCGUUGGUGUGGAGGUGGAGACCGAUCUCAUCGACCCUACAGUGCUCGCCCUGAAAUCCGACGCCGAGCUGCGAGACUUCCUGUCAGUGCUGCGGCAGAAGGAGUGCGACGAGCGGGUGAACGUGAAUUUCGCUCCUUAUCGGUCGCAGCGUGCGAUUGCGGAAACUCGGCUGAGAAAUGUCCAGAACAAGAUUCGCCAAGUGGAGGCUGAGUUCGACCGCAGGCGGUGCGCGAUGCUGCCGGCGCCGACGUUGUCGUCGCGCAUCGUGCAACAGUUCUCCAGACCAUGUUACUCGGCGAGAUUCGAGGAUCCCAGGAGAUUGUACAGCACGAUACCACCGGACGUGCCCCGAUCACCCGAUCCGUUCACCUGCAUGAAACCACGGAGUCCCAAGCGGCUGUUGCUGAAGCCGCGCGCGUGUAAUCCCGAAACUUCCGCGCGAACCGCUCCACCGGUAGGCGUGCGUUCUAAUCCACCAAAUCCUCCAAAAACCACCGUGGACGAUGGUAGCCGCGCGAAGGAAACGUCCACAACGUCUGCACAAACUGCACCCGAGCGACAAAGCUCCAACACGGACACCUGCGCCUGCUGCUGCGACAGAACGACAUCGGAGGAGAGCGUUGACGAGGCUAAAAAAAAACUCCGACCAAGGAUCGCUCAGGUAGACGCAGCGAUGAUGAGUAACGCCGAGGAACCAGGAUCUGAAGCGUUUCUGACGUCGAACGUCUGCGUGAGGAUUGCCACGGAGAGACGUGAGAUGGACAUGAACGUGCGAAAAUGCGGAGAAUGGGACGAGACGUCGGGCCAAGGAACUCCGUGCGAUGCCAAGCGCUGUAUAGCAUUCGUCAACGUCGCUGGCGUCGAAUCGGCGAGGAUCUUGGCGGAAUCCAAGAGCGACAUGAUUACACUUGGCGGAGGGAUCGAUGGAGACGUUUGCGAGUCGCGAAAUGUAACAGAGAUUUCAAGCAUCGAUCGCGCAUUGGCUCGGGAAGGAUCUGCAAGUUGGCCAAACUUGCGACGGUUGGAGGAAGAAGAGAUGGAAGCGAUUUCGAAAACAGAUGAAUCAACGCGCGAUGUUGAAAAUAGAGACUCGAGGCGAGGCGCCCCGCCAUCGGAAGUCGAGCAAGGGGUGUCGACAGCUAGGACCACCGCAAGAGUUGCAGACGACACAGUCUUGAGCGCGCAGGAAAAGCCAGUGGACGGCACCUCGUCACUGCAAAUUACGUUGAAAUCGGAGAAGGAAAAGUACGAACAGAAGGGUGAACGGAAAGAGAAAGAGAAUGGUGAAACUUCGCCGUUAAUCGCAGGUGAAGCAAAAGCGAUCAGCAAAGGCAAGAAGAAAACAAGAUUUCAGAUUGUUUCGCUGAUGAGAAACAUCGUAUACAAUAAAAAGCAUGAAUAUGGAAACAAACGGGAAAUCAGUAAUAAAAUAACGAAAAGUGAAGGGGAGAUGACCGAUCUGGACAUCGAAAAAUUAAAUAAACAUAGUUCGACAAAAAAUCUUCUAAAAAGUGCCGCGCAGGAUAUCACUAAAAAGAGUCAUCCGGACAGCAUGUUCCCGGAGAGAUUGGAUUUAUCCAAACUCUGCGUCGAUCGUCCAUGCCAAACUGUACUGAAACUCGCCGAAGAGGAUAAAAAAGCAUCCACUAUGUUGAGGACGAAUGUGUUUCCUCCAUUCAAGCAUCUGCGUAAAUUUGCGAUAGAUAAUGAGAAAAAACAGGACGACGUGGGAACUCGUUCGGGUCCGAUAACGAAAAUAGGAAUUAUGAUUGCAAAAUGUUCAUCUCACUGCAACGAUGUCACAGAAGAUACAUCAGGAACUCUCCGCAACAGCACGUCCGAUCAUCAUAGUUUUGGAUAUGAAGAGAGCUUCGUUUCAGAAAUAUUUUCUCUUAUCAGCAACAUGGUCACUUUCAUCAAUAAAAUUUUUACAUUGAACGGAAGGCUGCUGCGUGCGAGUGACAAUGCGAUGUUACGUAAAAGUUUGAAUACCGAUAUCUUGAGAAAAGAUGCUCCGAUGCACGAUGAUCCCCAAGUGAACUUAAAAGAUUAUGAUCCACUUGCUGGUACUUUGCAUUAUACUCUCGCCUCAAAGCAAGCAACUUCUCAAAGCAAACGUGAUUCUCGCGAUACAAACUUGUUAUCUCGGAUUUCCACGGGAGAAGGAUGUGGCAGGAUACAUAAAGUAAGACACUCGAUAAUUGAAGAUGUAGAAAGUGAUGCGCGAUAUUUGUUGAUCGGUACAUCCACUCAUAAUCAUGAUUUGACACGCAAUUUCGGAUAUCCGUACAAAGUCCAGAGAAAUCUUCUGUUAGUAAGUCGAUUGAAGAAUUCUGCAGAUUCGCGAGAUCAGCCGCAUCCUUUCUCUCUUGUGAAACGUACGAGAAAAGAAACGCAUAAAGAUGAUGAAGCAAAGCAUAAGAAAAGUAUUAGAAUGAUGGAAGGAAGAAAAGCAUCCAUAUUGAAGGAAAGAGAAAAAUUCGGGAUAUCGCUAGAAGCCAUAAAAGCAGAGGGAUAUGAUGGCAAUACGUCAGAAACGAAAAAGCGUGAUAAUGAAUUUAAGGAACAAUUCUCACGUGAGAGUUCGCACGAUAUUAUCGUGAGUAACGCAUCUGCUGCAGCGCAGGAACGUAGACUGAUUGAUAACUUUAUAGUCAACAAUGAACGCGUAACGAACGUUCACGAUUACUUUGGAUUACCUUUGGAAACCGAAAUAAAUGCAAAUGUAUAUAAAUUUACAAAAUUACAAAUAUACAAAAAAUCCACAGAGCACAUUCUUUUUAAUAUUUAGUAACUAAUAAAAAUCUGUCAUAAUAGUUCGAAUUAUCUUUCCGUUUUUCAUCUUUAUUCAAGCUUUCAAAGAUGAUCAGGAGCUAAUUUUCUUUUGUUAAUUUAUUUUAUUUAUUUAUUUUAAUAUGGUUUUAAUU